AGUGAACAAAUAGGUUUCACUGGGCGAUUUUUAUUUAAGGAGAUCCAAAAUACGCUUGACUGAUGAAGAGAUCACUGAGUUGGUCAACAUAAUUGCUCCAGAUGAGUCUGAUGUAGAUUUUGAUGAGUCUGAUGAUGAAGAUGAUGCUUUGAUACAAAGAAAUCAAAGUGACGAAAAUUCAUCAGAUGAAGAAACUGUACCUCUUGCUAAAAUCCGAGAAAGAGGCGAGUUUUGGAGACAUGCAUAUGUUUUUCAGGUGCUUAGCGCUUCCAAAAACCUCCGAUCCAACAUUGCUGCCAGCACAUCAGUAGCCACAGAUGAACUCAAGAAACAAUAAUACUUUUGCAAAUACUUUGAAGUUUCAUUUUUUGAGAAUAUGUCUCAGUUCACAAAUUAGAGGAAUGUCAGUAAAACAGGAAAAUCACUAAAUUGUACUGUAGAAGAAAUGCACAAGUUUUGGGGAGUGAGUAUUGUUGCAGCACUUAUAGGUGUACCAUGUCUAAGAAUGUGCUGGGAGAGGAAAAGUAGGUACCCACUGGUUGCAGACAAUCUUUCAAGAGACAGAUUUUAUCUACUGAGGAACAAUAUAAAAUUAGUUGAUGACAAUGCUGUUAGUGAACAGGAAAAGCAAUACCACUUUUGGAAAGUAAAACCAAUAUUGAAAACUGUUAGAAAGGGAUGUUUAGAAAACCAUCGGUCAACGGAAGUAUCUAUCGAUGAGCAGAUGAUUCCGUUUCAUGGAAAAGUGAAAAUGAAGGAGUAUGUAAAACCUAACCCAGAAGGUUUGAAGAAUUUUGUCAUGGCAAACCAUAAUUGCAUACCAAUUGAUUUCUGUAUGUAUGAAGGAAAAGGGAAAGAAAUUCAGUCUGAAAAGGUGCCCCUUCCAGAGAUGUUAGAUGUAGGAGGCAGAGUAGUUUUGAAACUUAGUGAUACAUUGACAGAGAAGUCGUCAAUUUAUGUUGACAAAUAUUUUACUUCUGUUCCCCUCCUUGACAAGUUACUGGGAGACAGGAACAUUACUGCCACUAGCACAAUAAUGCUGAGUCGCAUCCCCAGAAGUAUACGGCUUGAGGAAGAUGCAACAAUGAGAAAAACAAGAGGCUGCCUUGAUCAUGUGGUAAAGAAUGACGGGAACCAACAAUUACCAAAUGCUUUGAUAACCGAGCGAUUUAUUUGGCUUCAACAGAAUCAGGUGUUGAGCCAAUUGAAAAAUGCACUUGGUGGUCCAAAAAAGAGAAAAAGUACAUUGAAGUUCCUCGCCCAUGUGUUGUAAAGGCAUACAAUACUUACAUGGGAGGUGUUGACCUGUUAGAUACGAUGGUGGGAAAGUGUGGCAUGAGAGCCCGGACCCACAAAUGGACCAUCAGAGUGAUUCAUCACUUUAUUGAUUUUGCAAUUGCAGCUGCAUGGUUGGAAUACAGAGAGACUGCAAUGCAGAAUGGUAUUGCAAAGAAACAUACAGUGCCAUACUAUCAGUUCAAACUUGAUAUUGCAGUAAAUUUGAUAUAUUUUCACCAACGAUCAAGUUUACUGAUUGAACCUGUGGAGCAAGAACUAGACUCCGAAGAUGAAGAUUAUUUGCAAGAUAGGAAAAGACCAAGAUGCCCCAUCCCACUACCACCAAUGGAAAAAAGAAAAGCAAGCAAGCUUCAUUUGCCUGAAAUGAUGAACCAUGUUCAGAAGAACAGGUCAAACUGCUGAGCAGAAGGUUGUAGAGGUCUCACUUUUGUAUGAUGUGAGCAGUGCAAAGUGUUCCUUUGCUUCACUGCUGACAGGAACUGUUUUAAAAAAAUAAAAAAAAAUAAAAAAUAAAAAAAAAUAAAUUUAGUAUAAGUGUUGUUAAUUUACAGUUGAUACUUGUAAUAAUACCAAAAGGGCAGCAAUAAUUUGAC
Messenger RNA from Schistocerca nitens (vagrant locust), 1892 nucleotides. RefSeq lists its product as uncharacterized. The coding region runs from base 446 to 1273 and encodes 275 amino acids. The record is from RefSeq and is a predicted model, not a curated record. The transcript is spliced from 3 exons. Lineage: Eukaryota; Metazoa; Arthropoda; Insecta; Orthoptera; Acrididae.